AAUUAAUAUGUUCACUAUUAAAUUUCAGUUAUAAAAAGCCGACAUUAACCAAUCCUUGUGUGAUGUAAAAUGGAAAAUAUUGAUCCCAGAUUGAAUCCAGCAUACCAGCAACUUCAGAAAUCAUACAAAAUACUUCAACAGUGUCAAACAACAUGGAAAGAAACAUUAAAACAAUGUCAAGAAGAAAUAGAUUCUUUACAAAAUUUAUCUGAGCAAUACACCUGCUGUAAUGAAGCUGGUAUAGAUGUGCUUUUACUGCAGCUACCAGAUGUACGAGAAAAAUUGUUGUAUAAGAUAUCUCUUGAGAUUGACAAGAAGUUAAAUAAAUUACAAAUUAACAUUAACACAUUAAAAGACUGUUGUGAUAGAAUUUCCAAGCAGUAUGACUACAGUUCCAAUAUAUCAAGGGGUUUACCUCUGGAUCUUAUUACCAUGACAACAGAGACAAUACCAGCAUUUGCAGACAUGGUUGAAUGGUUAAAUGAUAUUGAUAUAAUGUUACAACACCAAUAUUGGGCUAAGAAGCAUCUUUUAGAUACAUAUACUGUCCAGAAGUUUGAUCAUGAUAAUUUUAUGAAAAUGUGGAAUAGUGGAAGUAAUGAAACAACACAGAAAGUGAAUGAUGCUUUGUGUUAUGUGAAGUUUUUGUUGGAUGAUACUUGAAGCUGUUUGUUAUUAUGGAUUCAACAUUCUUUUAAUACAUCUGCAUGGAUGUGAAUAAAGAAAAUACAAUGCUGGACAUGUUUUAUUGACAGUACUGUUUGUGUCUGGAUGAUGAUACAUCAUUAUUUAUACAAGUCAGAAGUAAUCUUGUG
Mytilus trossulus (common blue mussel) is the source of this 815-nucleotide messenger RNA. RefSeq names its product AFG2-interacting ribosome maturation factor-like. Gene Ontology annotation, cellular component: cytoplasm; nucleus. The transcript has 4 exons. The record is from RefSeq and is a predicted model, not a curated record. Lineage: Eukaryota; Metazoa; Mollusca; Bivalvia; Mytilida; Mytilidae. The coding region runs from base 70 to 663 and encodes 197 amino acids.